This is a messenger RNA of Anopheles marshallii, 1125 nucleotides long. RefSeq lists its product as uncharacterized. The coding region runs from base 1 to 1125 and encodes 374 amino acids. Lineage: Eukaryota; Metazoa; Arthropoda; Insecta; Diptera; Culicidae. The record is from RefSeq and is a predicted model, not a curated record. The transcript has 3 exons.
AUGGAUGCCGUCACACCGAUAAUGGAGCUGAUAAAUCAGAAUGCAUUGCCCAAGCUGCCGGGAAUCAUGUUCGGGACGGAUGAUAUUGCGGUGCAAAUGAGUGUGUUCCUGGCAAUCACCGGCAUGGUCACCUACGCAUCUUUGAUGCUGAUUAACCUAGUCGGUCGCGCCGCCAGGCACAGCUUAAUCCUUGUGCUCGAGCAGGUGUUUUUGGCAUCGUUCGGUCUGUUUCUGACGCUUACGAGCAUCAUAGUGCAAAUGCUGGUCGAAGAUAUGGAUCUGGCAUACCGUGUGCUUUCCAUCUGCAUACUAAUCUCCCACUCCAUCCUGGCCAUACUCUUCCUGGUGACGAAGAUCAAGCAUAUGCAUCGGGUGGCAGACCGUAUGAAUGCCACCUCCAACCAGGUGGAUCGUAUACGAAGCUUCCGUCGCGCUCUGCCCAGAAACAAUGGGGUAAUGGAAGUUAACCGCAGCGACCGAUACACAUAUCGGUUUGUCAAUCCGGGUUCGACCACCGGCAACGAAUUGAUGAUUCCGACGAACUUGAGACUCGCGUCGAGCUUGUUUGAGCCGCGAGUUCCGACCUACUGCGAACCGUACCGUGCGAUCAGAACUCCUGAACCGAUUUCGUCCAACAGCAGCCAGGCAGCUGGAAGACGAACCGAGCUGGUGUCCAACGGCGUCUCGAUCACUGAACUAUCGGAAUCGAUACCGUCUAGCACCCGUCAGGCAUCUGGUGACACAUCUGACCUGUCAGGGUGUACCAACCGCCCAACAACGCUUAGACCGUUCCGCUUACCUCCGUCUACCUUUCACCGGGGAACAGACUCGGUUGAAUCUACUGCCGCACUUCUAGCCGAGGACGAACCGAAACCUCCUCCGCUACCCAAACGUCCGAACUCAUUCAAUAGCGAUGCAGAACCAAAGCCAUCCACCAGUCGUCAAACCAUGCCGUCGCUGCUGUCGGAUGCGGCUUCUAUCGCUGCAGAAGCCUGUGGCAACAGACGUUCGGAACCAAUUCCAAGUACCAGCCGUCCGACAAGCUUGGAACCAUGUGUGUCUUACAAGAGUGGCGAUGACUAUGGUAAGCGCAUACUCCUUCCCGCAACUUCUGCAGAGAUCUAA